Saprolegnia diclina VS20 is the source of this 1610-nucleotide messenger RNA. RefSeq lists its product as hypothetical. Bases 83 to 1543 code for a protein of 486 amino acids. The transcript has a single exon. Lineage: Eukaryota; Oomycota; Saprolegniomycetes; Saprolegniales; Saprolegniaceae. The record is from RefSeq and is a predicted model, not a curated record. Gene Ontology annotation, molecular function: protein binding. Gene Ontology annotation, cellular component: extracellular region. Gene Ontology annotation, biological process: proteolysis.
GGCGAACACCGAACCAGCGCGCCAGUAUGAUGUAUGGUUGCGACCUCUGUUGCUCUAUGCCAUUUUGCAUUUGUCGUCGACCAUGAAACUCCUCGGGCUUGUUGUCUGCGUCGUCGCAGCAGUGAUGAGUGGCGUCGCGUCGGCGUCCUGUGGCCCGGUCGAGGCCAACAUUGACUACUGGGGCAACGACAUCACACAAACGAAGCAGUCGUCCGCGGAUCGGUGCUGCACCGACUGCGCAGCCACAGCCAACUGCGUGGUCGCGACGUGGCGCGCGGGUACAUGCUACCUCAAGCACACGAAGGCCAACCGGUACAGUUCGGACGGCGCCAUGUCCAUUUCGCCCACCCCGACAUCGACGUGCGGCGCGACCGAGACCGACAUCGACUACUACGGCAACGACAUCAAGCAGACCAAGCAGGGAUCCGCCAACGGAUGCUGCGCCGACUGCGCGGCGACGGCCAACUGCGUCGUGUACACGUGGCGCGACGGCACGUGCUACCUCAAGCACACCAAAGCCAACCGGUACACGUCGACGGGCGUCAAGUCGGCGUCGAUGACGUCGUCGUCGUCGUCGCAGGUGUGCGCCCCGAUCGAAGAAAACAUUGAUUACUACGGCAACGACAUCAAGUUCACCAAACAACCGAACGCCGACGCCUGCUGCGCCGACUGCGCGGCGACACCUGGCUGCAUCGUCUACACGUGGCGCGACUACGGCUACGGCGACACCAAGUGCUGGCUCAAGAGCGCCAAAGGCGCGCGCGGGCUCUGCAACGGCGCUCAGUCGGCGUCGAUGCAAUCUUCGAGCAAUAUUUGCCGCCCGAUCGAAGAAAACACCGACUACCCGGGCAACGACAUUGCGCGCCUCAGUCGUGCGACCGCCGGCGAGUGCUGCGACGACUGCCGCGCGCGGGCCGACUGCGUCGUCUCUGUGUGGUACGCGGGGCUGUGCUACCUCAAGAAUGCCAAGGGCAACAAGGUAUACGUGUCGGGGGCGCGCGCAGCGUCGGUGGGGGGCGUUACGCCAACGCCGGCACCGUCGCCGUCGGGGGGCACUCUCAAGGACCAGAUUUUGCGCCAAACCAACUUGAUCCGCAAGGCGCAUGGCUACACGACACUCGUGGUGUGGGACGACAAGCUCGCCGCCGACAUGCAGGCGUGGGCCGACUCGUGCCCGCAAAAGAACGGCGGCGGCCACGGCGGCCCCCCCGGUGCGCAGAACCUCGCGGGGUUCGACGAGUGCAAAACCAACUGCAACCGCCAGGUCGGCGCCGCCUGGAACUGGUACGACAGCGAGCAGCAGCUCUGGAGCUACGAGCGCGACGCGUGCGCCAACGGCGACUGGAUGACGUGUGGCCACUUUCAAAACUCGAUGAACAAGGGCGUGUCGGCCAUCGGCUGCGGCUGGUCCACAUGCUACAACCCCAAUAUCAACGGCCAGGACUCGCUUGUCUGGUGCAACUACAUUGGCGUGUCCGACCCGCCCGAGAUCCCGCGCCCAAACAUGGCCCGCGAAGCGAUUCUCGCCAGUCUCACGGCCUAGUCGACCACAGUAACACUAGUAUUUGUUUUUGAAUUGUGUACAAUUUAGAUGGUUUUAUAUCGAUACA